Penaeus chinensis is the source of this 2325-nucleotide messenger RNA. Its product is annotated as G-protein coupled receptor 143-like. The transcript is spliced from 9 exons. Lineage: Eukaryota; Metazoa; Arthropoda; Malacostraca; Decapoda; Penaeidae. The record is from RefSeq and is a predicted model, not a curated record. Gene Ontology annotation, biological process: G protein-coupled receptor signaling pathway; regulation of calcium-mediated signaling; melanosome organization. Bases 221 to 1363 code for a protein of 380 amino acids. Gene Ontology annotation, cellular component: plasma membrane; melanosome membrane. Gene Ontology annotation, molecular function: L-tyrosine binding; L-DOPA receptor activity; dopamine binding.
GAGAGGGGGAGUGAUUAAAAAAAGGAUUUGUGUGUGGUUCUUGCUUGCCCUUUUUCCCUGUCGCAGUGGAAGCUCAAUCUGGUUUAGGAAGGAAAGGGCACAAGAGAGAGUUGGUGUUGGUUUUCGAUUUUGUUUUGCUUCUGGAGUUACCGUUAUUUUACUCCAGGCAGACAAGAAAAAGAAUGACAUAGUCCAAAACACCUGGCUGAAAUUUUCCACCAUGGCGAGCCCCACGAUCGAAUCCCUGUGUUGUUUAUCGAGCACGAAUGCCUUCAGUAAAGACUUUCUCAUAGACUUCCAGAGUGUGCCUUACAAUGCCAUAUCCAUUGUGGCAUCCCUUUUUGGCAUGGCUGGUGCCAUAUACCAGAUUCUUCCCCGAACACCUAGUAAUGGCGGCAACGGUCGAGGGGGAAGGUUCUUCAAGACGAGGGGGCGCCUUAUCAUACGAUGGCUAGCCUUUGCUGACCUUCUGGCCGCAUUCGGGAUUCUUAUAAGAUCGGCUUCCUGGCUUGCCGAUGACACUUUUGGAUCAAAGGCAGAUGACAGCAGACUAGGGCAGUCUAUGUGCAUCGUAACAUCGGUUAUUAUCCACUAUUUCUACACUGCAACAUACUGCUGGACCUUCUUAUAUGCCCUGGAUGUGAAGCUGGUAACGCAUCAGAGACUCAUAAGUCACCGCGUGUAUCAUGCAGUGGCUUGGAGUAUUCCACUAAUCCUGUGCCUCAUGGGACUACUCAUCCUGUAUCUUCCUGAUCUAAAUUGCCACAGUCAGGCCGUGAACCCAUAUCUGAGAUUUCUGCCAAACUAUUUAAGCACAUUUAUUCCCAUUGUCAUUGUUAUGAUUGGCAACCCAAUACUUUAUUGCAUAGCAUUCUCAAAUGUUGAAAAUCAAUUAAUGUCAACCAGAGGGAGAUUCACCCACUCAGAACGACAGAUUGUUGAUGCUCUGCGCAAGAUGUUCUUGCUAAUCAUUGGAGUUUUUUAUCUCUGCUGGUUGCCAAAUAUCAUCAAUGGCAUCGUCUUGUGGACAUCUUGGAAUAAUCUUCCUAAAACAUUUAUUAUAACAGUGUGGUAUCUUAUGGCAAUCCUAAAUCCACUUCAGGCCGUGUUUAACUCCAUGGUGUAUCGCAGCUGGGAGGCAGGCAGUAGCAUCGUAAAGCCCAGUUGGUUCCCAGCAAGAUUAUGGCCAAAGCAUUUAACACAACAGCCGAAGGUUCCUGUAGAAGAAUCUUCUCAGCAUUCUGUUUCUAAGAAGUUGUCACAUGAACGAACACCACUACUGCACUCUUUGUCGAAAGAUGGAGUUAAUCAAAGCCAGCAUGAGGUCACCGGUAGCAAGACUGCACCUAAAUCAUAUACUUAAUACACAAGUUGUUUCUGCUCCAAUGUAGUUAAAUACAUUAUGGAUUGCACUGAAGCAUAUACUUGCUACUUAUAUCUUCAGGUCACCAAAUUACCAUGUGCCAAUAACCUGAAUGGUAUGGAACACAUAUAGUACAUUUGCUUCUCUCUGUUUUUGGCAGUCUCAGGGAAAUGCUCUCUAAUUACAUAUGCAUCUGGGAAAAGCAGAGUAAUACUUUGACUUCAGAGACUUCUGAAACGAAAUACUUUUAUCAAAUGCUGAAUCAACUUUAACCAGGCCUAGCAGAAUAUACCAGUAUGACAAAAUGUUCACUUGUUCUGUGUUCUCAGUUGUGUCUAAGUAUUACAUCCCAAGUCACAGUGCAUAUGAAAAUUUUCCUUUCCUCUGCAGUACUGUUGUUCAGAUGAUAAUGAAUUUUUUUUGAAAAUCAUUUGUUUUCAAUUGCUUUAAUGAUCAACAGUGCUUUACUUCAUUUAUUUAUGGCUUGUGUCACUGGAUCUAUAAUGCUUUUCAUGGGAGUGUCUCAGAAGUCACAAAGAAUUUGUCAUCAGUCACAAAGCUCUCAAGAAAGUUCAUGUACUAUAUGUGACAAGCUUAUUCUUGCAUCUGUUUUCCAGAUUUGUUUACCUUUUUUCUCAUUUACAUUUGUCUUACUAAUUCUGUAGUUUCUUCAGUAUUUAUUACAUUUAUCUUAUUGAACAGGAUCACCUCCUACAUUUUUAAGAAACCUUUUAUUUAUAUUUUUUUCUUUCUUUCAUAGUCAAUUUAAAAACAUUGUAUGUCUUAUGGUGUUCUGUAUCCUUUGGUACUGAAAAUAAUUGAUGAUAUCAUAAGUAUAUAUUAGAUGCAUAGAUGCCAUAAGAUCUGUUAUUAAAAUGCAGAUAAUGAUAUAGAUAGUUGCUAAUCAUACAUUCCAACUGUCUCAACAUUCCAAUUUUCAUUCUAGAUAUAUCCUUGAGAUA